UGUACCUCAGCAGUUUAUUAAAUGGUGAAACGUAAAUCAGAAGAUUCAGAUUGCCCGGAUCCAGAAGAUUUUAAUCAUGAAACUAGAUUAGCAAGAUCCACAUUCAACAAUGUCGCAAAGAGAAUGGUGUCUAGCAUUGCGCCCAUCGGGAAUUCGGAUGCAGAAACAUGCUUCGGUAAUAGAAAUCAACUGGAAUAUCUUAUAACCCACUCAUUAGACAGUGACCAAGAUUGUGAUGUUGAAAGAACCAGCUCCACUGAAUCUCCUAAUAUACGUACAACAUGUAGAAAUUUUUCGAUAAUGGUGGAUGACCUUGAUCUUCUAGCUGAUUCGCUAGGGCAUGAGAGUAAUGGUACGAAUGGAAGAGAAUUGGAUAGUGGUGAAAGUAGGGUAGUACAUGAGUAUGGACCAACCACUGAUGAAUGUCAAGAACUUCCCCAGGAUAAUUCACCGGUUUUAUUACAUGAAUUAAGUGAUGACUCUGAUUGUGAAAUCAUACGUGUGGUCUCAAAUGGAAAUCGGAGAGCUGUGAAUAAUAAUGUAGUUUCUCAAGGCACUCAAAUGAACAACUCGAGUUCAAUAUUCCCUAAUAAUAUCAACGAUCAACGUGGCUUAAGUGGUGACAAUUGGCAAUGCAUACCCCCCCUUACCCUUCAGGAUAGCGCAGCUUUACUUGCAUUAUCACAAAGGGGUUCAGAUCGUCAAAGCGACAUAUUGGCUGAUGAUGAUGAUGAUGUUAUCCUUGGUCCUAUAUAUUGGGGGACCCGUGUCGAAUCGACAUUACCCGUUGUAUACAAUCAUAACCCACAUACGACUGUAUAUAACAUUAUCGAUACCAACGUCGAUCAAAGCAAGCGUAACGAAAUUGGAUCGUUGGAAUCUGACGGGGAUUUUGCCAAAACGAUAAUUGAUAGCAUUGAAUUUUUAUUUCGAUGUCCCAUUUGUUAUUCUACUAUCGCAAGAUUCAAGACAGCCAAACCCCCAAGUGGUAACGAUCGAAUCAUAUAUUCUACCAAGUGCGGUCACAUGUACUGUUAUGAGUGUAUAGAAGGGGUAAAGAAACGUCGUGAAUGUCCUUUAUGCAGAAAGUCGAUCAGGGAUUCAAAGCAGUUUCAUCCUGUAUACCCUUGAAGGCAUAAAUGUAGGAGAUUGUGUCAUAAUAGUUAUGCCAUCGCUAAUGAGGUGAUCUAAUUCACAUUGCUGCGGCUCCUGUGCAUUCAUGGAAUCUCUACGUGCGUUGUAUUACAUAUUCCUCUAUCUAUUAGACCCACAUGAUCCCUGUGAUGGCAUCUAUUCAUGGUAUCCUCUGCUAA
Molecule: messenger RNA, 1313 nt
Organism: Babesia bovis T2Bo
Lineage: Eukaryota; Apicomplexa; Aconoidasida; Piroplasmida; Babesiidae
Product: Zinc finger C3HC4 type (RING finger) family protein
Exons: 2
Coding region: 22-1131 (369 amino acids)
Source: RefSeq, a predicted model, not a curated record